GCCACACAUUAUUUAUUUGAGAACUUCAAAUUUUGAGAAGAAGCUCCAAUGAGAACGAGAAAUGGAAGAAUUAUCAAGCAAGUUAAAAAAAAAAAAGUGGACUUUAACUAGUAAAAUAUUCGGAAGAAUUCAAGAUUAAAAUAUUAACGAAGAUAAGAGAAGCAGUGGUUCAAGGCCUUUAUAAGGGCACCGAGACUCACUCCAAUCUGCAAGAGUGAAAAAAACUAAAGCGAGGCCACUUCCAAAUUUGAGAGUGUUUGUACUUUGUUUUCUUUUCUUUUCCCCCCUUUCUCUAAUCAUCCCCGCUUCUGUGAUCCCUUUCUGUCAUCGUCUGUCUUUCAAGAACAUAAAUUUGUGUGCACAAUUUCAAAAGGGUUUGUUUUUGUUUUGAUAUUUUGAAUUGAAAAAUUUCAACUCAUCAUACCUCCCUUUGAAGGGUGUUUUACUUUGAAAGCCAGGUGAUUCAGAAUAGAGAUCCUUUUGUAGUUUUAAUCAGUUUUCUUUGGUAAAGUUUUAGUCUUUUUGUUGUUUCUUGGUGUAGAUUAUCAGCUUCUUUUUAAUCAGAAACUAACUAAAGAGGGUCUGUUUUUUUACCAUCCCUCUUGAGGAUAUUAUCAAAGGGUUCUUUAUUUUGGAAACCACUUUGUUGAUCCUUGAUUUUGCUUUUUUCUUGUAGCAAAUAUCUGUCUUUUUUUGUUUGUGUUUGUGGUUUUGGGUCAGGUUUAAGUUAUGGCAGCGGCAAUAGAAAUGUACAAUUGUAACAGUAGUUCAGUUUUCUCAACAGAUCCCUUGAGGGAAGAGCUAAUGAAAGCAUUAGUACCUUUUAUAAAAGAUGCUUCUUUUCCAUCAUCUCCAUCUUCUUCUUCUUCUCCUCCUUCAACCUCUUAUUCUUUCUCUUCUCCUUCUUCUUCUUCUUCCUUCCCUUUUGAUUCUUCUUCUUUCUCUUCUUCUGCUGAGGCCAAUUUCUACACUAACUUUUGCUCAAUCCCAUCAGCAACCCCAUUAUUUUCACAAGGGUUGUCUAGUUUUGUUGAUCCAAUGGGAUAUGAGCAAACAGGUUCAAUUGGUCUCAACCUUCUCAACCCAGCUCAGAUCCUUCAAAUCCAAGCUCAAAUCCAAGCUCAACAACAACAGCAGAAACAGUAUUUUGCUUCACUGUCAAAUUCUACUGCACCAUCAUCAUAUCUCCAAAGGUAUGGACAGUUCCAGCAUCAAAAGCAAUCACCUUUGAGUAGUUUUCUUGGUCCUAAGUCUAUUCCAAUGAAGCAUAUGGGCCCUCCCCUCAAGCCAACAAAGCUUUACAGGGGAGUGAGACAGAGGCAUUGGGGAAAAUGGGUUGCUGAGAUAAGACUCCCUAAGAACAGGACAAGGCUUUGGCUUGGGACAUUUGACACAGCUGAAGAAGCUGCCUUGGCUUAUGAUAAGGCUGCUUACAAGCUGAGAGGGGAAUAUGCAAGGCUUAAUUUCCCCAACCUGAGGCAUCAAUUGAGCCAAGAUUUUGGUGAUUGUAAGCCUUUGCAUUCCUCUGUUGAUGCUAAGCUUGAAGCCAUUUGUCAGAGCUUGAAACAGGGGAAUUCAGGGCAAUCCAAAACAGGGGUCUCAACUCCAGCAAAACAGACAAAGGGUACAAUUGCAAAGAAGGAGAAUGAAACCUUUGACGAUUCAUUGAAUCAUGGUGAACUUUGCUCAGUUUAUCCAGGAAAUGAGGACAUCAAGGUGGAGUCUUUAUCAUCAUCAUCGUCAUCAUCAUCAUCACCAUCAAGAUCUGAAGAAACAACCACAACAUCAUCAGGGCUGGAGAUGUCUUCACCUGAAUCUGAAAACAAUACCAUCCUUCAUUUCCCUGAACCCACCUUUGAUGAAAUGGAGAAUUUCAUGUUGCAAAAGUACCCAUCAGUGGAGAUUGAUUGGGCUUCUCUAUAUAGUUCUAUGUAAUUUAGUAGUAUUAUUAUUAGUUUUUAAGUAAUUUCUCCAGUUUGUAAUAAGUUAGAUGAAUCCCCUAGAGCGUCAACUAUGGCUUCUGCAAUGGUAUUUUUGACAUCUGCAGAAAUCAUGGUGGUCUAUUGUAAUUACUCGUCAGAGUCUGUGUAAAAAAAUUUCCAGAUUUGGUCUGCUGGCAUUUUUUCAAAGGCAAGACCAAGAUGGAUCUAUUUUCUCUAGUGAUAUAUCUAUGUCCUUUCCUAGUAUUAUCUCUAGAGAUCUGUUAUUAUUAUCAUUACUAUAAAAUUCAGCUCAGCUUCUGUAUUCUUUAUACUGUUUGAACCAAAAAAGUAAAAAAGCCAUGAACAAGUGUGGAGCUGUACUUUGUUUAUG
Molecule: messenger RNA, 2313 nt
Organism: Oldenlandia corymbosa var. corymbosa
Lineage: Eukaryota; Viridiplantae; Streptophyta; Magnoliopsida; Gentianales; Rubiaceae
Source: the annotation of a GenBank genome assembly